Molecule: messenger RNA, 234 nt
Organism: Kalmanozyma brasiliensis GHG001
Lineage: Eukaryota; Fungi; Basidiomycota; Ustilaginomycetes; Ustilaginales
Exons: 1
Coding region: 1-234 (77 amino acids)
Source: RefSeq, a predicted model, not a curated record
AUGAGCACACAACCACCGCCCUACCUCCCCGACGACCUGAGCACCGCGUCCGACCAACAGAUCAAGCAUGCCAUCAUGUACAUCAUCAAGAACCGACUCACCGACGAGCGCGUGCUGGUCAACGGCCAUACCGUCGCUGCUCUUCUCGGCGAGCGCAAUCGACGGCGUCCCACCGAGAGGCCAUUACGCAUACGUGAUCAGACUGGGAGCUCAUCCGCGACGGGUACUCAGUGA